UCUCCUCCUGCUCCUCUCCCGGGGUCAGUUACUCAUUUGACGUUGCCACUCGAGGAGUUUUAGAGACGCUUCGCACAGUCUGACGCUCAUCCUUCACAGCCGCCAUGGUCCACAGCAGCAGUAUCUGCAGAUUCCUCCUCCUGGUGCUCCUUGGCCUCAUGGUAGCCUUUGUACACACAGAGACGGUCGCAGACCCUGCCUCGACGACCAGGGACAACCAGGACACCAUGUCCGGAGAGCCCCCCAGUGACGUCACCACCAAAGACCCUUUCCAGGACAUGACGGAGCAGCCCUUCACCUUCGACUACGAGGACACCACGCACUCCCAGGCCAUGGACGAGGAGGAAGGGGUGCUGGGGCCAGGCGCCAUCACAGCCAUUGUCAUAGCAGUCUUCCUGGGAGCGUCUGUCCUCCUCGCCCUCAUCGUCAUCACGCUCAGGAAGUUCACCGCCUCCUAGAGCGAAUGCAUCCCAUUUUGCCUGUGUAUGCGUGCGUGCGUUUUUGUGUGUGUGUUGUUUUUUACGCCAUGAGUGUGUCAGCGUUUCUCUUUUGCCUCUUAUACCCCUCGAAUCGCUCCCCGUCUUUCUUUGACUUUGUACCUUUUGCUUCGCUGUAGAUGCAGAGACACUGUGGCGGGUCCCUCCACUGACUCUUUCCUCCUGUAAUCGCGCUAAUUGUUGCUCAUCCUGUCCGCCUGUUGCUUGAGGCGUCAUGUUGGAAACUGGCUGGCUCUUCCAGUGGAAACCGCAGCACGUCCGUGUCAUUUUAACGUUGUUCGGGAACGAUAUUUGAGAUUUAUGCGCCUGCACCUGAGGUCUCUCACUGUGAUUUUAACUUGUGCCAAAAAUAGGUUCUACAAAACUCCCUCGGUGUCGCCCAUGUACAAGUUUUGAAGUUUGUGUUGCGCCAUUCACAAACAUUUGUAGAGUCAAAAUAAGAAGACAGUAUUUUAAAAAGGCGUCCUCGAUGAAUGUAAACAGGGUCGCUGGGGCUGUUUGUUGUACCUGCAGAGCAAAUAUGAAGUUAGAGCGUGGACGAAUGUGUGUUUGCACUCAAGUGAGUGUUUGUAGUUUUUGUGUUGCUGUUUUAUUUGCG
This is a messenger RNA of Chelmon rostratus (copperband butterflyfish), 1095 nucleotides long. RefSeq names its product secondary ossification center associated regulator of chondrocyte maturation (gene snorc). Gene Ontology annotation, biological process: cartilage development. The record is from RefSeq and is a predicted model, not a curated record. Bases 105 to 458 code for a protein of 117 amino acids. Lineage: Eukaryota; Metazoa; Chordata; Actinopteri; Chaetodontiformes; Chaetodontidae. The transcript is spliced from 3 exons.